Drosophila hydei is the source of this 656-nucleotide messenger RNA. It is a transcript of the gene IFT20, whose product is annotated as intraflagellar transport protein 20 homolog. Gene Ontology annotation, biological process: centrosome localization; protein localization to cilium; intraciliary transport. The transcript has a single exon. Lineage: Eukaryota; Metazoa; Arthropoda; Insecta; Diptera; Drosophilidae. The record is from RefSeq and is a predicted model, not a curated record. The coding region runs from base 264 to 656 and encodes 130 amino acids. Gene Ontology annotation, cellular component: centrosome; cilium; Golgi apparatus.
UUAAGCCCAAUCCCGACCCUAACCCAAACCCAAACCAAGAGCGCAAAGUAUUAGCUUCUAUAGUUGACGUUUGUAAUCGUAGAAUCAAAUAUAUAUACACAUAUAUUUAAUCUGUAUUGAAAACUAGUUUGCUUACUUAUACCAUGAAUUUGAAAUAGCCUUAGGCUGUAUUAGAAGAGGGUUGUAUUCGUAGUCAUAGCAACAUCGUUUCGCAUAACAAAACAUAGUAAAGUAGCUAAAUUGUCAAUAAAAUAAUUUAAAAUAUGGAGGAACUGCAGAAGGCUGGACUUUAUAUAGACGAAAUUUACAGACUUCGAGUGCAAGAUCCGACAAUUGCCAAUGAGACAAUCGAGUUGCGGCAGCAGUGCUUGGAAUAUUCAAGGAACUUGCAACUUUUCAAAAAAUUCGGCGAGGAUUUCUACAAAAUAGCAUACAAUUUUUCAAAAGAUGUGGAGAGCGAGAAAUUGCGUGCCAUCGGCACACAAAAUCAGCUAAAGACAAUGGCCAAGCAGCGUCAGACGGAGCAGCAAGUGUACCAGAGUCAGAUUCUAGAACAAACUGUUGAGUUGGAGCGUCUGAAGAGCGAAUAUCAAUAUUUGCAGCGCAUCGAGUCUGAACAGCAGGAAAUCAUAAACAAUUUCUUAAUGAAUCAAUAA